AUGAAGGAACUGAAAUCAAUAAAUGAUGAUAAAGUUUUCAUGAAAUGGAUUAUUCCUGCUUCUUUACUGGAAAGACAAACUAGAACAUCAUUGAAUAAAGAGUGCGGAAAACAUACAGUGAAAAGAGGUGAUAGUGUAAGAGUUAAUUCUACAGAUGUUACAACUAAUCCAGUGAUACCAGAGAAAAAGAAUCAAAUUUCGAGUGAUUCUUCAACAUUGUCGAAAGAAUGUACUAUAAAAAAGAAAUUUGAUUCGAAGGAGAAUCUAGCUCAAAAGUAUCCAUUUACUUCAUCCAGUUAUGAUUUCACGUCCAAAGAUUCAAUAUCUUCUAUUAUGUCACCAAAAGCUGAAAAAUAUGUUCGUAGAUGGUUAACAUAUGCUUCACCAUUAGAGCGCACAACAGCACUGGAAUUCAUAGACAAGCUGUAUCAUGAGACAAAUGAACAAGAUCAGUUAACCGAUACUCAAAUUGAAAACUUUAUAAAACGCUUUAAAAACAUUAACCUGGGUCAAAACAAAAGACCACAUCCCGUAUUCUCUCAAGGUGAUGGUUCAACGCACUUCAAAUACUUAAAUCUAUUGACUCAGCAAGAAAGAAGGGAUCACUGGAUGUAUUGCAGUUGGCAUCAUUUACCUCCUUAUAAAAUAUCAAGUACGGCUAGAUACGACUAUCCUGGAUCACAUUACUUACAUUUAUUGAACAGGCAACCAAAAGAAUAUGUUAUUCAUCCUGAUUUUGACUGA
This is a messenger RNA of Schistosoma turkestanicum, 744 nucleotides long. Lineage: Eukaryota; Metazoa; Platyhelminthes; Trematoda; Strigeidida; Schistosomatidae. The record is from the annotation of a GenBank genome assembly.